AUGAGACCGCCAAGUGCCGUCACCCCGUCGGUGGGGCCGGGACCGAGCUGGAGCAUAUCCCCGCCUGCACCGCUCGACUCGCUGCUGGCCAAGCCAUCGGACCUCCUCUCGGCUGUGUCGGCCAACAACAGGAAGGUCGUGGCCUACCUCUCGCAUCCGCCACGGUUGGCUGCUCUGGUCUCGGUUGUGGUCGAUCCAGUUGUGUCUCAGCCUGGUGAUGAUCCGCAGGAAGUCUUUGAGCGUGCUUCGCUCGCCGCUCGCGUUCUGGCUGCAGAGCCCGGCGUGGUCGGCGAUGCCCUCGUUGCCACAUCGCUCGUUGAUCUCCCGCCCGACGCACUGCCUCGCGACUACCCUGUCCCACCCGAGAGCGAAGAUGCCGCCGCAGAGGCCUCGCUUGUUUUGCGACUGUUCGACAUGUCGCCCGCCGCACCGCACUCGGUCCUUGCUUGCGAAGUCCUCGCCUCACUCCUCCGGCGCCACGCCCCGGGCGUGGCUGAUCUUGUCCAUGCGCGCAAGGCGCUUGUCCGUGACCUUGCGCUCGCCUUUCCGCUUGCUGCGCCGCUCCUUGCCCUCCUCGCCGAACUUGUCUCCGAGCCGUCGUCGGCACGAUGGGUUGUCGACAUGGGCAUUGUCGAAGCGCUUGUGGCCGGCGUCCGCGCCCCGCUCACCGCGCUCCCGGGCACCGACGACGAUGCGUGUGCCACCCGUGACUCGGCACUCCUCUGCCUCCAUCAGUGGGUCGAGUGGUCGCGCGUCCCGGCUGCGCAUGUUCUCCGCGUCUACCUCUUCUCGCGACCGGUCGUCGUCCCACUUGUCAAGACCGCCACCAACCCGACAGAUACCAUCGCUGCCGCCGGCGCUGUCGACGUCCUCGCCGCCAUUGUGCAUGUCGUCGAGGCAUCGACCACCGACGCCGGUGGCGUCUCGCCGGCCUCUUCGCCGCGGCCGGUCGACACUGAAGCCCUCGUCGAUGCCGCCCUGGCCGUCGUCGGUAAUGUCAUCGACGCGCUCAACACCACUGUCGAAGCUGCUCGCCACGCUGCACCAGGCGCCCCGCCGCGCCUCGGUCUAUACGCAUACAAGCUCGUCCAUCUCCUCGCCAUUGUUAUCACUGCAGGCUCGCCGCGCGCGCUCGAGGCCUAUGCCAACGCCAAUGUUCCGCGCACCCUGCUCCGCCUCGUCGACGCCUUUCCGCUGCACAACUGCAUGGCCAACUACGCACACCAGGUUCUCGUCGCCACUCUGGCCACCACCCACGCUUCGAUCGAGGCUGCCCAGCUCCGCGAGACCAUGAUCCAUACCUCGGACGCCCAUGCCAUUCUCCUCUCUGCGCUCACCGCCGUGCCUGACGAGCGGAACCAGUGCAACCGCGGUCAUUUUACCUCGCUAGCGACGUUGCUCGAAAACUCGGGCGCACCGCCGCCUCGUGACCCAGACCUUGCUGCAGCCUGGUCUGUAUUUGUUGCCGGCCCACUCGCGGCCUCCAUCACCGUCGCCAACGCGCCGCUCGGCGGCUCGGCCCCACCGCGCCUCGACAUGUCGACCGACACCCUCGGCGUUGCGCCGCCGGCCGCCGAUGCACCACCGGCCGACGGCGACGGCCCCAAGCCCAUGUCCACCACUAACGCCCUCGUCGACGAAUACGUCAACCUCCGUGGCAUGGGCGCAAAUCUCUCACUAUUGCCUGACGACUUUGUCGCCAACGAUGUUGACUGGGACGAGGCAGGCGCACCCGGCGAGUACGAACUGCCAUCGACCCUCGACCGCGCCGCCCAGUGGACAGUCGAGCCCAUGGACUUUGUCAACCUCGACGACGACGCUGUCGGUCUCGUCGACUCUCCCAGACCAGACCCAGCAGAGCCCAUGGCCAUGUCUAUCGGCCCCGAAGCCACUCUCUCGUCCGUCUGGCAUGGCUCGGCCGCUGCCCGUGCCGCCGACACUGCCAUUGCCGACCGCCUCGCUUUGGGCCCGCGCCUCAUGGACGACCGCCCUCUCGACGCCGUUCCCAUCUCGGUCGCCGCCACAGAAUCCCGCCUCGCGUCAGCAGAGGCCCACGCCCGCACGCGCUUUGCCGAUGACAUGCUGGCCGAAUCGUAGCUCUCUUUCUCUCACCUCCAUCCGAACUCAGUCAAAAGCAGACCGCACAAUCCGUAGCUCAGGUAGCGUCUGGCGGACCUCGGCCACCGUUAUCUCGGAAAUGCGCUGGUCGAGGCCCCACAUGCUCAGCACCUCGAGCUUUUCGCACCACCGUGCCACCGCCCACAGCGACUCGUCCGAGCACUGGAAGCACUGGUUGAUGUCCAGUCGCCGCAGCUUCUGGUACGCAAACAGGAACGAGCCUAGCGACGAGAACCGCGUCGACGAAAUGAUGAGCGUUCGCAAGUUGGGGCAUCGUCCACCAAUCGCCAGCAGCCGCGCGUCGGUGCACGGCGCUGCGAGCGUCAGGUCCAGCUCCUCGAGCACUGGCGUCUUGAGAUUGAUCGAGAACUUCUUCGACAACUCGUUUGACCGGAACAGCAGCUUGCGGAGGCUUCGGCCAGAGACCGUCACAAACCGCGCGUUGACACAGUGUGAGAGGUUGAGCGUCCGCAGCGAUGCUGGGGCCAUCACUGCCACAUCGCCCACAAACCCCACGCACGACCCCACAUCGAGCGUCUCCAGCUCGGGCAUGCCGUCAAACACCUCCUCCACUCCAGUAAACUCGACCAGCGGACA
Molecule: messenger RNA, 2715 nt
Organism: Thecamonas trahens ATCC 50062
Lineage: Eukaryota; Apusomonadida; Apusomonadidae
Exons: 2
Coding region: 1-2097 (698 amino acids)
Source: RefSeq, a predicted model, not a curated record